AUGGCAGAAAUGGAAAUUGACACAGAGGCCUCGAAGCCUAAAGCGAUCGAAGUCGACAGCGAAAACGACAACGACGCCGACCCCAUAAUCGCCAGCUACGACAUCUACGCAAACCCCCCUCUCCCCGAGAACCGUAAACUCCUCGUCCUGCAGCACCCGAAUAGACAAGGCCCCGUUCGCGCGCCGUACAAGCAGAUCAGUGAGGUGCGCGUCAAGAACAAAGCCGGCUUCAUCGAGGUCGACGUGCCGAUGAGUCACGGCCACGCCGACUACGACCGCGACAAGGGGCUGCGCUGGGGCAGUGCCCUGACGCGCAGCACCGCGGCCAAGAACGGCGGGUCCCACGGUCUCGCCGGCGGCUUCGGCGUCGGCGUCCCUGCCAGAGGCGCCGCGGCUGGAGGGGGUCGCGGCGCAGCUGGGAAGCGCCCGGAUGACUUGGAGCGGGAGCUCAGCAUGCUGGACUGGAGCGAAGCCGUGCGCCAGGACAAGGUUCUUAGGACGCAGACCCUGGGCGGGCAGUUCGCGAUCGAGAAGGAGUCGAAUUGCAGGUGGAUGGUCGGUGUUUUCAAAGGAGAUCAAUUACACCUCACCCCCGUCUCAUCUUUAAUCCACCUGCGCCCGCAAUUACACCACCUCGAUGCCUACACCGAGCAGGAACGCCUAAGCCGUCCGCGCGAGGGCAUGGCGGCACCAGGCCCGGCCGCGGGGACAGGCAAAGAAAGUGGCGCGACUGGCAGUGGAACGCAAGGAGGUGCCGGUGCGGCCAAGGCGAUCCACAUGUCUAUCAAGAGUGCGGGGGGCACCGAGAACGGGGAGCUGGUAGUGGACACGAUGAUCGAACGUUUGCGAAAGGUCCAGAUGGAGCCGUGGUCCAAGCUCAAAUACGAGGACGAAGACAGCGAUAAAGCUUGGCACAUGUUCACUAACCAUCUCGUAUACCCGGGAGCGGCUAAUCCCAAAUCCCUAGCUGACGCGAAGGGCAAGGGGAAAGAGAAGGAGACGGUGAAGCCUAAUACGGCAGAAGACGACGUGUCCAAGGACAAGUUCAAAGCGCAGUGGAGCGAGGAAGAAUUCCUUUCCCAUAUUCGAGGUCCUUCAUAG
Messenger RNA from Daldinia childiae, 1101 nucleotides. RefSeq lists its product as uncharacterized. Gene Ontology annotation, biological process: DNA-templated transcription. The transcript is spliced from 2 exons. The coding region runs from base 1 to 1101 and encodes 366 amino acids. Gene Ontology annotation, cellular component: nucleus; RNA polymerase III complex. The record is from RefSeq and is a predicted model, not a curated record. NCBI's taxonomy places the organism in Eukaryota, Fungi, Ascomycota, Sordariomycetes, Xylariales, Hypoxylaceae.